Molecule: messenger RNA, 2875 nt
Organism: Belonocnema kinseyi
Lineage: Eukaryota; Metazoa; Arthropoda; Insecta; Hymenoptera; Cynipidae
Gene: Hsc70-5
Product: heat shock 70 kDa protein cognate 5-like
Exons: 10
Coding region: 125-2164 (679 amino acids)
Biological process (GO): cellular response to unfolded protein; protein refolding
Cellular component (GO): mitochondrion; cytoplasm
Molecular function (GO): ATP hydrolysis activity; misfolded protein binding; ATP-dependent protein folding chaperone
Source: RefSeq, a predicted model, not a curated record
CCAUUUUAUUAGUUUUAAUGCCAGUAGCUGGUUAGAUUGCAUCACUCAUCGCUGCACGUGAAAGAAAAGCUCCCGACUUUUCGGGUAAUUUUUUCCAAAAAUUCUACAAAUCAAGGCAACAAAAAUGUUAAUGGCGACGCGCUUUCUUUCCCAAGGAUGUACCGGAGUCGGCGUUGGCAUCGCCAGGAGGCAACGAUUCAGUACUCUGUUGAAAAAUGCGGUCGCUCCUGUGGUUGCACCUUCGUCUCAAAGUUCGUCCGAUUUGUACCAGUAUCGUUACAAAUCGGACGGUGUCAAGGGAGCCGUUGUCGGUAUAGAUCUCGGAACGACAUUUUCAUGCGUCGCUGUGAUGGAGGGUAAGCAGGCGAAAGUUAUUGAAAAUGCAGAAGGUUCCCGAACAACUCCUUCCUACGUUGCAUUUAGUAAAGAUGGUGAGCGUCUAGUUGGCAUGCCAGCUAAACGCCAAGCCGUGACGAAUUCAGCAAAUACAUUCUACGCAACUAAGCGGCUCAUAGGUCGCAAAUUCGAGGAUGCUGAAGUCCAAAAGGAAAUGAAAACGGUUUCUUAUAAAAUCGUGAAAGCAUCCAAUGGAGAUGCGUGGGUUCAGGGAUCCGAUGGAAAAAUGUAUUCGCCGAGUCAAAUAGGAGCGUUUAUUCUUAUAAAAAUGAAAGAAACCGCGGAAGCUUAUUUGAGUACAAAAGUUAAAAAUGCGGUUGUAACUGUUCCGGCGUAUUUCAACGAUUCCCAGAGACAGGCGACCAAAGAUGCAGGGCAAAUCGCAGGACUUAAUGUUCUGAGAGUAAUCAAUGAACCUACGGCUGCAGCGCUCGCCUAUGGCCUGGACAAGGCCGAGGAUAAAAUUGACAAGAUAAUUCACCAAAGCAUUAUCGAAGUCCUCUCCACCCAAAAAUGUAUCACCAUUAGUCGAUUUUACUUCGAAGACCCCCUUUUGAAUUUCCAAAAUGGAAAUAUCGAAGGUACCUCCACCCAAGUCCAAGGUAUCGAUGUGACAAAGGAUGCAAUGGCGAUGCAGCGAUUGAAAGAGGCUGCUGAGAAGGCAAAGAUCGAACUCUCAAGUUCGCUGCAAACUGACAUCAACCUUCCCUAUCUGACAAUGGAUGCAGGUGGACCAAAACACUUGAAUCUGAAACUUUCGAGAAGUAAAUUUGAGAGUCUUGUCGGAGAUCUGAUCAAACGCACAAUUCAGCCUUGCCAGAAAGCUCUCUCCGACGCAGAAGUAUCCAAAUCUGAUAUCGGCGAAGUUUUGUUGGUUGGAGGAAUGACCCGAGUUCCCAAAGUCAGCCAGACUGUUCAAGACCUCUUUGGAAGGCAGCCAUCAAGGGCAGUUAAUCCCGACGAAGCGGUUGCUAUCGGGGCUGCUAUUCAGGGCGGAGUUCUCGCUGGUGAUGUCACUGAUGUUUUGCUGCUCGAUGUCACUCCUCUUUCGCUUGGUAUUGAGACUCUAGGAGGAGUUUUCACAAAGCUGAUUACACGUAACACCACGAUUCCUACCAAGAAGAGUCAAGUAUUUUCAACGGCAGCUGACGGACAGACACAAGUCGAAAUUAAAGUUCAUCAAGGUGAACGAGAAAUGGCGGCUGACAAUAAGAUUUUAGGGCAGUUUACUCUCGUUGGAAUUCCACCAGCACCCAGAGGUGUUCCACAAAUUGAAGUUACGUUCGACAUUGAUGCCAAUGGUAUCGUUCACGUUUCGGCUAGGGAUAAGGGUACCGGCAAAGAACAGCAAAUCGUAAUUCAGUCCAGCGGUGGUCUCAGCAAGGAUGAGAUAGAAAAUAUGGUGAAGAAAGCCGAACAGUAUGCAAAGGAAGAUAGGAUAAAGAAGGAAAGAGUAGAGGUUGUAAAUCAAGCUGAAGGAAUUAUUCACGACACCGAGGCUAAGAUGGAGGAAUACAAAGCCCAAUUGCCGCAAGAAGAGUGCACGAAUUUGACGGAGAAGAUCGCAAAGAUGAAGGAAACUUUGGCGAAGAAAGAUGAGAUGGAUCCAGAAGAAAUAAAGAAACAAACCAACGAACUUCAGCAGGCCAGUCUGAAAUUAUUUGAAAUGGCGUACAAAAAGAUGGCUUCUGAACGUGAAAGCUCCAACCAGAGUACACAACAAGAACCCGAGAAGGAAGAUGAGAAAAAGAAGGAGGAGAAGAAUUAAAAAUAUUUAAUUGACUUGAAUUUACACGCAUCUUAGGUCCAUUUUUAAUGUGAGCGAAUAAUGCACUUAUUUUUAUUUUUAACAUCUUAAUUACAUUUUUUGUCUCAUACAAAAUUACGAACAUUUAAUUACUCGACUGUGAAAGUUUAUUGCAGUUGCAAGUUUAUAAAUAUUCGUAAAAUUUACGUAAAAAUUCUUGAUGUAAAAGCUAAUAGAACUAAGUGUGUUAUGGUGAGAGCUGAUUUGAUAGCGGAAAAUUUAGUUUAGCUUGAAAGUCUUUGAGAAAUUGAGCAAAUUGAUAAUGUAGGAGUAUGAUUUUUUCAUACAUUAGGUUUCUAAAUUUUCACCGAACUGGAACAUCAUGAUGUAAAUUGUGUACAUAUAGGAUUGAGUGUUGUAAAACGUCUUCUGUAGUUACUUAUUUUGGCUAUGAAAUAGCAGCAUUUCGUAGGCUUCAAAUACCCGAUUUGAGCAAAAUUUGAUAAAGUCCUUGUGAAUUUUGGGACUUGUGUGAUUGACUGAAAAAUGGAUGAAAGUAAAAGAGUGAUCGAAGAGUGCAUAUGUAUGAUAUUCAUAAACAUAAGAUAUUCAUUAUGUAUAAAUUACUGUUAGGGUUAACAGAAAUUUCAGCCCUAUUCACUUUUUUUUUAUUUGAAAGAUAUGCCAGUCUUAGUGUAAAUGUUUUUUUGCUGUGUUGUUUAUUAAAAAAAA